This is a messenger RNA of Penicillium soppii, 2802 nucleotides long. It is a transcript of the gene pmt1, whose product is annotated as protein mannosyltransferase 1. Gene Ontology annotation, molecular function: dolichyl-phosphate-mannose-protein mannosyltransferase activity. Gene Ontology annotation, cellular component: endoplasmic reticulum; membrane. The transcript has 3 exons. Lineage: Eukaryota; Fungi; Ascomycota; Eurotiomycetes; Eurotiales; Aspergillaceae. The record is from RefSeq and is a predicted model, not a curated record. Gene Ontology annotation, biological process: protein O-linked glycosylation via mannose. Bases 1 to 2802 code for a protein of 933 amino acids.
AUGGGUCAGAAGUCGAAAGACACACUGGCCGUGCGGCCACAGAGCCGCUCUGGGCGCUCGCGCAGUCGUUCUCCCAAACCCAAGAGCAAGCCUUCAACGGUGCCUCAAAGCUAUGCCUCGGAGGGAGUGAAGAACAAUGACAUCUUCCAACUACCCGGCUCGGACUACAAACUUAUCGUCUUGGUGACUCUGAUUGCCACGGCUGUUCGUCUAUUCAGAAUUUAUCAGCCCACUAGUGUGGUCUUUGAUGAAGUCCACUUCGGUGGUUUUGCAUCUAAGUAUAUCAAGGGAAAGUUCUUCAUGGAUGUCCACCCUCCGCUGGCUAAACUGUUGCUUACACUGGCCGGCUGGCUGGCCGGUUUUGACGGUAACUUCGACUUCAAGGAUAUUGGCAAGGAUUACCUGGAACCCGGUGUGCCUUAUGUGGCGAUGCGCAUGCUUCCAGCUAUUCUUGGUGUAUUGACUGUUCCCCUGAUGUUCCUGACCCUCAGAGUCACCGGGUGCCGGAGCUCGACCGCUGCCCUGGGUGCUGGUCUUGUUAUCUUUGACAAUGCAUUGGUCACUCAGUCCCGCCUGAUACUCCUUGACUCGCCAUUGAUUUUCUUCACCGCUCUUACCGCUCUAGCCUUCAGCUGCUUCACCAACCAACAGGAACUUGGACCGGCCUACGCCUUCCGCGGACCGUGGUGGUUCUGGUUGGUUGCUACGGGUCUCUCUCUCGGCGCAACCCUGAGCGUCAAGUGGGUUGGUCUCUUCACUAUGGCGUGGGUUGGGUCUCUCACAGUUCUCCAAUUGUGGGUACUUUUGGGUGACUCCAAGACUGUCACUCCACGCCUGUGGUUGAAGCAUUUCUUCUCUCGCGUUUUCUGUCUCAUUGUUAUUCCUGUGGGCUUUUACCUUGCCAUGUUCGCUAUCCAUUUCACAUGCUUGGUCAACCCCGGAGAAGGCGAUGGGUUUAUGUCGUCGGAAUUCCAGGCGACAUUGAACUCCAAGUCUAUGCAAGAUGUGCCCGCAGAUGUUUCCUUUGGAUCCCGGGUCAGCCUGCGCCAUCUGAACACCCAGGGUGGAUAUCUGCACUCCCACCCUCACAUGUAUCCAACUGGCAGCAAGCAGCAGCAAAUCACGCUCUAUCCCCACAAGGAUGAGAAUAACCUGUUCCUCUUGGAGAACUCCACUCAGCCUCUUGGGCCGUAUGGUGAGGUCGAGGGUCCCUUCGCCUGGGACAACCUGACUGCUCCUGGUUUCAUCGAAGAUGGAUCGAUCAUCAGACUUUACCACUCAAUCACUCACCGAAGAAUUCACUCCCAUGACGAGCGUCCUCCGGUGACCGAGGCUGACUGGCAAUACGAGGUUUCUGCCUAUGGAUACGAAGGCUUCGCUGGUGAUGCCAACGAUUUGUGGAAAGUUGAGAUUGUUCCUUCGUUGUCUGAGACACCAGAGUCCAAGAAGCGCCUGCGCACCAUUCAGUCCAAGUUCCGACUGGUGCACGUCAUGACCGGCUGUGUCCUGUUUUCCCACAAGGUCAAGCUUCCGGAUUGGGGAUGGGAGCAGCAGGAAGUGACCUGCGCAAAGGGCGGUACCCUUCCCAACAGUGUUUGGUACAUUGAGUCCAACCAGCACCCCGCGAUGCCCGCAGACGCCGAGAGAGUCAACUACCGUAACCCGGGCUUCUUGGGCAAAUUCUGGGAAUUGCAGAAGGUUAUGUGGACCACCAACGCCGGCUUGGUUGAGUCUCAUGCCUGGGAUUCUCGCCCACCUUCUUGGCCGACCCUCCUCCGCGGUAUCAACUUCUGGGGCAAGGAUUACCGUCAAAUCUACCUUCUUGGAAACCCGCUGAUCUGGUGGUCAAGCACUUUGGCUAUUGGCAUCUACUUCAUUUUCAAGGCUCUCUCCGUUAUUCGUUGGCAACGAAGCUGCGGUGACUACAAGCACGUUUCGUUCAAGCGCUUUGAUUACGAGGUGGGCACCAGUGUUCUGGGUUGGUUCUUCCAUUACUUCCCCUUCUAUCUCAUGGCUCGUCAACUCUUCUUGCACCACUACCUUCCCGCACUCUACUUCGCCAUUAUGGUUCUCUGUCAAGAACUUGAUUUCCUCACCAACCGUGUUAAGAGCCUCGGCCUUGUGUCCAGGCCUGCGAUUGGCAAGACUUUGAUGGCGGCCUUCUUGGGUCUCAGUAUUGUUGUCUUCACUCUUUAUGCGCCCCUCGUGUACGGCAAUCCCUGGACCAAGGAUGCUUGCAACAAAGUGAAGCUCCUGGGAUCCUGGGACUUCGACUGUAAUACUUUUCACAGUGACUUGAGCGAAUAUGUCACUCAAUACGUGCCGAACGUGUCACCUGUUGCUGCCCCUACAACUGCAGCCCAGGCACCCCCACCACCACCCGUUCAGGUACAGGAGCCUGCCCCAGCAGGCGAAGCUGCCGAGGUCUCUGAGCCAGCGGCCGUGACCGCACCUAAGAUUCAAGGCUCCAUGGCCCGUGUCGAGUACCGUGACCAAAAUGGCAAAGUCCUUGACGAGAACCUAGUCGCCUCGCUCCGGGCGGAAGGUAAAGUGAAGUUCGAGACACGCUAUGAGCCUGGCCACAAGAUGGAGAACGCACAUGAAGUUCCCAUCGUCGAUGGCCAGCUUGCACCCCCGCACCCGGACGUGCAGGGCCAAAAUCCCGAAACUGGCAGCUUGCCUGAGGACUCUGUGCCUCCCGAAAGUCCUGCCUCCGUGGCUGAUGGCAAUGAGCGCUCCGUCGAGCGUCCAAGCUCCAUGGGGGCCAAGCCUGCUAGUGAGGGCAAUGAAGCUACCAAAUAG